Messenger RNA from Salarias fasciatus (jewelled blenny), 3219 nucleotides. Its product is annotated as NACHT, LRR and PYD domains-containing protein 3-like. The annotation marks the transcript as partial. NCBI's taxonomy places the organism in Eukaryota, Metazoa, Chordata, Actinopteri, Blenniiformes, Blenniidae. The record is from RefSeq and is a predicted model, not a curated record. The transcript has 10 exons. Gene Ontology annotation, molecular function: protein binding.
GACUUCCUGAGGAGGAUGAAGCAGGAGGAGCUGGCUCAGCGUCUGUGGAGCAAAUCCUCUGCUGGAGUCUGCCAGCAGCAGUUGAAAUUUGGUCUGAAGAAGAGGUUCCAGUGUGUGUCUGAGGGAGUCGCUAAACAAGGAGAGUCCACCCUCCUGAACCAGAUCUACACAGAGCUCCACAUCACAGAGGGAGGGACUGCAGAGGUCAAUCAGGAACAUGAGGUCAGACAGAUUGAAGCAGCAUCCAGGACAGCAGACAGAGCAGAAACAAGCAUCAGACCAGGAGACAUCUUUAAAGCCCCACCUGGAACAUCUCAACCAAUCAGAACAGUGCUGACAAAGGGAGUGGCUGGCAUUGGGAAAACAGUCCUGACACAGAAGUUCACUCUGGACUGGGCUGAAGACAAAGACAACCAGGACGUCCACUUCAUAUUUCCAUUCACCUUCAGAGAGCUGAAUGUAGUGAAGGAGGAGAAGUUCAGCUUGGUGGGACUUGUUCAUCACUUCUUCAAAGAAAUAGAAAAAGCAGGAAUCUGUAGAUUUGAAGAAUUCCAGGUGAUCUUCAUCUUUGAUGGUCUGGAUGAGUGUCGACUCCCUCUGGACUUCCACCACGCGAAGAGCGUGACUGACAUUAGAAAGUCCACCUCAGUGGAUGUUCUGCUGACAAGCCUCAUUAAGGGGAAACUGCUUCCCUCUGCUCGCCUCUGGAUCACCACACGACCUGCAGCAGCCAAUCAGAUCCCUGCUGACUGUGUGGACAUGGUGACAGAGGUCCGAGGGUUCACCGACCCCCAGAAGGAGGAGUACUUCAGGAGGAGGUUCAGAGAGGAGGAGCAGGCCAGCAGGAUCAUCUCCCACAUCAAGACCUCCCGAAGCCUCCACAUCAUGUGCCACAUCCCGGUCUUCUGCUGGAUCACUGCUGCAGUUCUGGAGAAGGUGUUGAAGAGCAGAGAGGCAGGAGAGCUGCCCAAGACCCUGACUCAGAUGUACAUCCACCACCUGGUGGUCCAGGCCAAAGUCAAGAAGGUCAAGUAUGAUGGAGGAGCUGCCACAGAUCCACACUGGAGUCCAGAGAGCAGGGAGAUGAUAGAGUCUCUGGGAAAACUGGCUUUUGAUCAGCUGCAGAAAGGAAACCUGAUCUUCUAUCCAUCAGACCUGACAGAGUGUGGCAUCGAUCUCAGAGCAGCCUCAAUGUACUCAGGAAUGUUCACACAGAUCUUUAGAGAGGAGAGCGGCCUGUACCAGGACAUGGUGUUCUGCUUCAUCCAUCUGAGCCUUCAGGAGUUUCUGGCUGCUCUUCAUGUCCAUCAGACCUUCAUCAACUCUGGAAUCAACCUGCUGGAAGAGAAACAAACAACCAUUCAACAAUCUCCACAACAGCCUCAGCUCCACCAUCUCCAUCAGAGAGCAGUGGACGAGGCCUUGAAGAGUCCAAAUGGACACCUGGACUUGUUCCUCCGCUUCCUCCUGGGUCUUUCACUGGAGAUCAAUCAGAGUCUCCUUCGAGGUCUGCUGACACAGACAGGAAGUAGCUCACAGUCCAAUCAGGAAACAGUCCAGUACAUCAAGGAGAAGCUGAGUGAGAGUCUGUCUGCAGAGAGAAGCAUCAAUCUGUUCCACUGUCUGAAUGAACUGAAUGAUGGUUCUCUGGUGGAGGAGAUCCAACAGUCCCUGAGAUCAGGACGUCUCAACACAGAUAGACUGUCUCCUGCUCAGUGGUCAGCUCUGGUCUUCAUCUUACUGUCAUCAGAAGAAGAUCUGAAGGAGUUUGACCUGAAGAAAUACUCUGCUUCAGAGGAGGCUCUUCUGAAGCUGCUGCCAGUGGUCAAAGCCUCCAACAAAGCUCUGUUGAGCGGCUGUGGUCUGUCAGAGAGAAGCUGUGGAGCUCUGUCCUCAGUUCUCAGCUCUCAGUCCUCCAGUCUGACACAUCUGGACCUGAGCUACAACCGUCCAGGAGACUCAGAGGUGGAACGUCUUUGUGCUGCAGUGAAGGAUCCACACUGCUCACUGGAGACUCUCAGGUUGAGCUGCUGUGGUCUGUCAGAGAGAAGCUGUGGAGCUCUGUCCUCAGUUCUCCUGAGUAACAACGAGCUGCAGGAUUCAGGAGUGAAGCGUCUGUCUCUUGGACUGGAGAGUCCUCACUGUAAACUGGAAGCUCUCAGUCUGUCAGGGUGUCUGGUCUCAGAGGAAGGCUGUGCUUCUCUGGUCUCAGCUGUGAGAUCCAAGUCCUCCCAUCUGAGAGAGCUGGACCUGAGCUACAACCAUCCAGGAGACUCAGGAGUGAAGGAGCUGUCAGCGGCAGUGGAGGAUCCACACUGCUCACUGGAGACUCUCAGGUUGAGCUGCUGUGGUCUGUCAGAGAGAAGCUGUGGAGCUCUGUCCUCAGUUCUCAGCUCUCAGUCCUCCAGUCUGACACAUCUGGACCUGAGUAACAACGACCUGCAGGAUUCAGGAGUGAAGCGUCUGUCUCUUGGACUGGAGAGUCCUCACUGUAAACUGGAAGCUCUCAGUCUGUCAGGGUGUCUGGUCUCAGAGGAAGGCUGUGCUUCUCUGGUCUCAGCUGUGAGAUCCAAGUCCUCCCAUCUGAGAGAGCUGGACCUGAGCUACAACAAUCCAGGAGACUCAGGAGUGAAGGAGCUGUCAGCGGCAGUGGAGGAUCCACACUGCUCACUGGAGACUCUCAGGGUGGACCAUGGUGGACAGCAGUGGCUCAAACCUGGUGUGAGAAAGUAUUUCUCUCAACUUCAACUGGAUGAAAACUCAAUGAGCAGAAAGCUCAAACUGUCCAACAACAACAGGAAGGUGACACAUGUGGAGGAAGAGCAGCCGUAUCCUGAUCAUCCUCACAGAUUUGAUGUCUGUAAACAGAUGCUGUGUAGAAAUGAUCUGAGUGGUCGAUGUUACUGGGAGGUCGAGUGGAGCGGAGCUGUUUCUAUAUCAGUGAGUUACAGAGGAAUCAGAAGGAAAGGACGCAGUGAGGAGUGUUGGUUUGGAGGGAAUCAUCAGUCCUGGAGUCUGGAGUGUGAUUAUGGACGUUACUAUGUCUGGCACAAUAACAAAAAAACAUCCCUCUCCUCCUCCUCCUCCUCCUCCUCCUCCUCCUCCUCCUCUGGUAGAGUAGCAGUGUAUGUGGACUGUCCUGCUGGCUCUCUGUCCUUCUUCAGAGUCUCCUCUGACUCUCUGAUCCACCUCUACACCUUCAACACCACAUUCACUCAA